UGGAGCAGAUACAGAGCAGGUCCUGGUGGGGCAGUCACUGCUGUUGUGUUGUGUGUGGAGAUCUCUCAGAGCUGCAGCCCCUGAUCAUGUGACUCCUCCUCCAUGUUACUGAUCACAUGACGGUGACAUCAUCGCAGGUCCUGUAAGCACACGGCUCCUCUACAGAUACAGGUUUCUCCAAUCCAGGAUCCUCUGCUGAUAUCUUCUAUAUAAGAGAAUUCUCCUGGAUGACCCAUCAACCAUGGAGAGACACAGGAACAAGAUGGCCGACAGGAUCAUAAACCUCACCCUACAGAUACUCUUCCGGCUUACUGGAGAGGAUUACACAGUAGUGAAGAAGUCCUCUAGUGGAAGAACCCUGAGCCCAAUCCCGGGGCCCCCACCUCACUCCCUGAUACAUGAGGAAAUGGAUGAACAGAAGAUCCUAGAACUCAUCAACAAGAUGAUGGAGCUGCUGACUGGAGAGGUUCCUAUAAGGUGUCAGGACGUGGCGGUCUAUUUCUCCAUGGAGGAGUGGGAGUAUGUAGAAGGACACAAGGAUCAGUACAAGGAUCAGGUCAUGAUGGAGGAUCAGCAGCUCCUCACAUCACCAGUGAGAUCCAGUAAGAGAACAGCACUAGAGAGGUGUCCCCGUUCUCUUCUUCCACAGGAUGAUCAGGGUGAAGAUCCGAACAAUAUUAAUGCUCCAGAGACAGAUGUGAGCGAUGAUGAGCAGUAUAAGGAGGAUAUUCCUACAGGGAAAGAUCUGAUCUAUAUUAAUGCUACAAACAUAAACGAAGAAGAAGAGACAGAUGUGAGCAGUGAUGAGCAGUAUAAGGAGGACAUUCCUACAGAGAAAGAUCUGAUCUAUAGUAAUACCACAGACUUAAGGGAAGAAGAAGAGACAGAUGUGAGCAGUGAUGAUCAGUAUGAGAAGGACAUUCCUACAGAGAAAGAUCUGAUCUAUAGUAAUAAGACAGACUUAAGGGAAGGAGAAGAAAAGACAGAUGUGAGCAGUGAUGAGCAGUAUCAGAAGGACAUUCCUACAGAGAAAGAUCUGAUCUAUAGUAAUACCACAGACUUAAGGGAAGAAGAAGAAGAGACAAAUAUGAGCAGUGAUGAGCAGUAUAAGGAAGACAUUCCUACAGGUAACCACCCAGAUUCUUGUAGCAGGAGAUCAGAGGAGAAUCUUAUAUCUUCAGAUUAUAAAGCAGAUGAUGAUAUCACACAAGAUACAUAUGAAGAACAUUCCAUUAUCCCAGAUACACCCUCAGCCCUUCACAGCCAAGAUCUGUCAUCUCAUCCUUAUAUACAGGUCCUGUCUUCUCAGUCAUCACAGGAUGUUCAGCAAAAUAAAAGUCACAGAAGGGGUGUUGGACAUCAACCAGCUCAUACAGGAAAGAAACCAUAUUCAUGCUCAGAAUGUGGAAAAUGUUUUACUCAGAAAUCAAGUCUUGUAGUACAUCAGAGAACUCACACAGGAGAGAAGCCAUUUUCAUGUUCAGAAUGUGGAAAGUGUUUUACUGAGAAAUCAAGUCUUGUUAAACAUAAACGAGCUCAUACAGGGGAGAAACCAUAUUUAUGUGCAGAAUGUGGGAAAUGUUUUACUGAGAAAUCAAAGCUUGUUCGACAUCAAAGAACUCACACAGGAGUAAAGCCAUUUUCAUGCUCAGAAUGUAGAAAAUGUUUUACUCAGCAUUCACAUCUUGUUACACAUCAAAGAACUCACAGAGAUGAGAAGCCAUUUUCAUGUUCAGAAUGUGGAAAAUGUUAUAAUAAGAAAUCAGGUCUUGUUCAGCAUCAAAGAACUCACACAGGGGAGAUGCCAUUUUCAUGCUCAGAAUGUAGAAAAUGUUUUACUGGCAAAUCAAAUCUUUUUACACAUCAAAGAACUCACACAGGGGAGAAACCAUAUUCAUGUUCAAAAUGUGGGAAAUGUUUUACUGAGAAAUGCCGUCUUGUUAAACAUAAACGAAUUCACACAGGGGAGAAACCACAUUCAUGUUCAGAAUGUGGGAAAUGUUUUACUGAGAGAUCCAGUCUUGUUAAACAUAAACGAACUCACACAGGGGAGAAACCAUAUUCAUGUUCAGAAUGUGGGAAAUAUUUUUCUGACAAAACAAAUCUUGUUCAACAUCAAAGAACUCACACAGGGGAGAAGCCAUUUUCAUGCUCAGAGUGUGGGAAAUGUUUUACUCAGCAAUCACAUCUUGUUACACAUCAAAGAACUCACACAGGAGAGAAGCCAUUUUGCUGUGCUGAGUGUGGAAAAUGUUUUACUGUGAAAUCAAGUCUUGUUAGACAUCAAAGAACUCACACAAGGGAGAAGCCAAUUCAGAGCAAUUAAUGAUGCAGAUAACACAUCUAUAUAUUAACCAUGUACAUAGGAUAUCUGACAUUUAUAUAUAUAUCAUAUACUGCAUCUCCAAACUUGUUACCAAAUGUUAA
Molecule: messenger RNA, 2427 nt
Organism: Hyla sarda
Lineage: Eukaryota; Metazoa; Chordata; Amphibia; Anura; Hylidae
Product: zinc finger protein 436-like
Exons: 7
Coding region: 242-2326 (694 amino acids)
Biological process (GO): regulation of DNA-templated transcription
Cellular component (GO): nucleus
Source: RefSeq, a predicted model, not a curated record